Messenger RNA from Pteronotus mesoamericanus, 1939 nucleotides. RefSeq names its product arginase 1 (gene ARG1). The transcript has 8 exons. Gene Ontology annotation, molecular function: manganese ion binding; arginase activity. Gene Ontology annotation, cellular component: nucleus; cytosol; cytoplasm. The coding region runs from base 98 to 1066 and encodes 322 amino acids. NCBI's taxonomy places the organism in Eukaryota, Metazoa, Chordata, Mammalia, Chiroptera, Mormoopidae. The record is from RefSeq and is a predicted model, not a curated record.
UUAUAAGUGGGAAAAAAAUGUGCCUUCUGUCACUGAGGGUUGCAGAGAGUGGUGACUAGCUGGAGAACUCGGGUGCAGUGACAAGAAACAUCAGAGCAUGAGUUCUAAGUCAAAACCCAUAGGGAUCAUCGGAGCUCCUUUCUCGAAGGGACAGCCACGAGGAGGAGUAGAAGAGGGCCCUACAGUAUUGAGAAAGGCUGGCCUGCUUGAGAAACUUAAAGAACAAGAAUGUGAUGUAAAAGAUUAUGGCGACCUGCCCUUUGCUGAGGUCCCUAAUGACAGUCCAUUUCAAAUCGUGAAGAACCCAAGGUCGGUGGGAAAAGCGAAUGAGCAGCUGGCUGGUAUGGUGGCAGAAGUCAAGAAGAAUGGAAGGAUCAGCGUGGUGCUGGGUGGAGACCACAGUUUGGCGAUUGGAAGCAUCUCUGGCCAUGCCAGGGUCCACCCGGAUCUCUGUGUCAUUUGGAUAGAUGCUCACACCGAUGUCAACACUCCACAGACAACCACAAGUGGGAACUUGCAUGGACAACCUGUGUCUUUCCUCCUGAAGGAACUAAAGGGAAAGAUCCCAGAUGUACCAGGAUUAUCCUGGGUGACACCCUGCAUAUCUGCCAAAGAUAUUGUGUAUAUUGGCCUGAGAGAUGUGGACCCAGGGGAACACUACAUUUUGAAAACUCUGGGUAUUAAAUACUUCUCAAUGACUGAAGUAGACAAACUGGGAAUUGGCAAGGUGAUGGAAGACACACUCAGCUAUCUACUAGGAAGAAAGAAAAGGCCAAUUCAUCUGAGCUUUGAUGUGGAUGGACUGGACCCAUCUGUCACACCAGCUACUGGCACACCAGUCCCCGGAGGUCUGACUUACAGAGAAGGUCUCUACAUUACAGAAGAAAUUUACAAAACAGGACUACUAUCAGGAUUAGAUAUAAUGGAAGUGAACCCAUCUCUGGGGAAGACACCCGAAGAAGUAACUCGAACAGUCAACACAGCAGUAGCAGUAACCUUGGCUUGUUUCGGUGUUGCCCGGGAGGGUAAUCAUAAGCCUAUUGACUACCUUAACCCACCUAAGUAACUGUGGAAACAUUAUAUAUAAAACUCUCAGCUAAUAACAGAAUUACCAAAUCUAAUCAUUUACUUAAGGUUAUAGUUAUCCUCUUAUAGAUUUGGUAUUUCAGAAAACUGUUUUGCCUUAGGAAAUAGUAGUACAAUUAGUAACUGUAUCAAUUCCCUCUUGGUGUAAAAGAUUUGGAAAUUCAAAUUUUUGUCAACUUACAAAGCUUAUAUUUUGACAAAAGACAUAGAAAUAUACAUUAACUUCCAAAUAAAAAUUUGCUGGCAUAAAAAAUAAACACACUCUCACAAGAAAGUGGCAAGGAAUAUUCAAAGUGAUGAAAAACAAGGACCUAUGACCAAAAUUACUCCACCUAGCAAAGCUGUCAUUUAGAAUCAAAGGACAGAUAAAGAGCUUCCCAGGCAAGAAAAAGCCAAAGGAGUUCAUCACCACCAAACCAGUGUUACAUAAAAUGUUAAAGGGUCUUCUUUAAGAAGGAAAAAAGAUAAAAAAUAUGAACAAUAAAUACAUAUCUAUCAACAAUCCAAUCUAAAAAGCACAAUAAACUAACAAGCAGAAACAGACUCAAAGAUACAGAGAACAUUUUGACGGUUGCCAGACAGGAGGAGUGUUGGGGGGAUGGGUGAAAAAAAGUGAAGGGGUUGAGGAGCAUAACCUGGUUGUCACAGAAAAGUCAUGGGAAUGUAAAGUAGAGCAUAGGGAAUAAUCUAGUCAAUAGCAUUCUAGUAACUAUGUACGGUGUCAUGGAUACAGGAUUUAUCAGGACAUUCACUUAGUAAGUUAUAUAAUGUCAAAUCACUGGGGUGUUCACCUGAAAGUAAUAUAAUACUGUAUGUCAACUGUAAUUGAAAAAUAAAAAAUGAUUAAAUGUUA